Molecule: messenger RNA, 3994 nt
Organism: Corylus avellana
Lineage: Eukaryota; Viridiplantae; Streptophyta; Magnoliopsida; Fagales; Betulaceae
Product: Tetratricopeptide repeat (TPR)-like superfamily protein
Biological process (GO): nuclear-transcribed mRNA catabolic process
Cellular component (GO): Ski complex
Molecular function (GO): protein binding
Source: RefSeq, a predicted model, not a curated record
GUAUAAAGUGGCGAAGCGUUUAAUUAACAUGUCGUCUCCAUUGUCGUUCAAUUGAGGUCUAAUAUUCGCGCUCCAAUCCCCCAAGCAACCCCAAGCAAGAAAAGGCGCGGUUUAGGGUUUUAGCAAAGUAGCGGAGUCACCCAAUCCCAAAUGGAAAAAACGGAAGAAGAAAGCGAAGAAGCGGUUCUGAAACGGUUGGAGGAGUCGGUGAACGCGUGUCCCGAUGACCCCUCUCUUCAUUUUGAUCUUGGAGUCCUGUUGUGGGAGAAAGGAGGAAAAUCGGAGAAGGAAAAAGCGGCGGAGCACUUCGUAAUAUCGGCCAAACUGCAUCCUCAAAAUGGUGCCGCGUUCAGAUAUUUGGGGCUUUAUUACGCCCAAGUUUCCGCUGAUACCCAGCGUGCUCUCAAGUGUUAUCAGAGAGCUGUCUCCCUCAAUCCCGAUGAUUCCCAUUCUGGGGAGGCGCUGUGUGAUUUGUUGGACCAACAAGGAAAGGAGAGCUUGGAAGCGUCGCUGUGCAGAGAAGCUUCUGCAAAGUCACCUAAGGCUUUUUGGGCUUUUCGGAGAUUGGGUUUCUUGCAGCUUCAUCAAAACAAGUGGUCUGAAGCUGUACAGAGUCUUCAACAUGCCAUUCGGGGCUAUCCUACAUCUGCUGAUUUAUGGCAAGCUCUGGGUCUUGCCUACCAGCGUUUGGGCAGGUUUACUGCCGCUGUGAAGUCUUAUGGGCGAGCCAUCGAAUUGGAUGAUACAGAUGUAUUUGCAUUGGUUGAAAGCGGAAACAUCUUUUUGAUGCUUGGUUCCUUUAAAAAGGGGGUUGAGCAAUUUCUGCAAGCUCUAGAUAUUUCACCUCAGAGUGUGUCUGCACAAUAUGGGCUUGCAUCAGGGCUACUUGGUUUGGCUGAGGAAUGCAUUAAUUUGGGAGCUUUCAGAUGGGGGGCUUCAUUAUUAGAGGAGGCAUCUAGUGUUGCAAAAGCGGGUACUCAUUUGGCUGGAAAUAUAUCAUGUAUUUGGAAGUUGCAUGGUGAUAUUCAGCUUGCAUAUGCAAAGUGUUUUCCAUGGACGGAGCAAGGCCAGGGUUUAGAAUUUGAUGCAGAAGCUUUUAAUGCUUCCAUCCUCUACUGGAAGCAGACCUGCUGUAUAGCUGCCGUAUCUGCCAAACGUUCUUAUCAGCGGGCUUUGCACUUGGCCCCAUGGCAAGCUAAUAUUUAUACAGACAUUGCAAUAGCUUCAGAUCUUAUAUCCUCUUUGAACAAGAGUUAUGGAAACAACUUAAAUGCUUGGCAGCUAUCAGCGAAGAUGGCUUUGGGGGCCUUGUUACUUGAGGGUGACAAUAAUGAGUUUUGGGUGGCCUUGGGAUGCUUGUCAGACCAUAAUGCAUUGAAACAACAUGCCUUAAUCAGGGGAUUACAACUGGAUGUUUCUCUAGCUGUUGGUUGGGCAUACCUUGGGAAGCUUUAUCGAAAAGAGGGUGCAAAACAAUUGGCAAAGCAAGCAUUUGAUUGUGCUAGAAGUAUAGAUCCUUCGCUUUCAUUACCAUGGGCAGGCAUGUCAGCUGAUUUUCAUGCUAGGAAUCUUGCACCAGAUGAGGCUUUUGAGAGCUGCUUAAGAGCUGUGCAGAUAUUACCUCUUGCAGAAUUCCAAAUUGGUCUUGCAAAGCUUGCUCUGCUCUCAGGACAUCUCUCAUCUUCACGGGUUCAUGGAGCUAUCCUGCAGGCUGUGCAGCAUGCACCUCACUCCCCUGAAUCACAUAAUUUAAAUGGGCUGGUUUGUGAGUCACGAUUUGAUUAUCAAUCUGCUGCUGCUGCUUAUCGGCGGGCACGCUGCGCAAUCAGCAGUUGUUCAGCCAGUAUCUCAAAAUCUUAUACCAGAGAUAUAUCUCUUAAUUUGGCAAGAUCUCUUAGUAAGGCAGGGAAUGCUACAGAUGCUUUGCUGGAAUGUGAAGAUUUAAAGAAAGAAGGUAUGCUUGAUGCGGAAGGUUUGCAAAUAUAUGCUUUCUCUUUAUGGCAACUUGGCAAACAGGACUUGGCUCUUUCUUUUGUGAGAAAUCUGGCUGCGAGUGUUUCUACUAUGGAACAAAAAUUUGUUGUGGCCUCUGUUAGUUUCAUUUGUAGAAUGCUGUAUUGCAUCCCUGGUCUGGAUUCAGCAAUUAAUAGUAUUCUGAAAAUGCCCGAGAAACUUUUUCAGAAUUCAAGAGUUAGUUUUAUAGUGUCUGCUAUUCAUGCUCUUGAUCAAAGUAAUCGGCUUGAGUCAGUUGUUUCAAGCAGUCGAUCGUUUGUUCAAUCUCCCGUAGAGGUUGCUGGAAUGCACUUCUUGAUAGCACUUAGUAAACUUGUCAAACAAGGAACAGAAUUCUGCCUUGGAGUUCAGAGUGGAAUUGCUCAUCUUAGAAAAGCUCUUCACAUGUUCCCUAACAGCAGUUUGAUGAGGAAUCUACUUGGUUAUCUUUUGUUAUCAAGUAAGGAAUGGAAUGAUACUCAUGUUGCAACCAGGUGUUGCAAUAUAGAUGCUUCUGACUCUGCAAAUAAAGUAGGUUUAAAAUCAGCAAGCGAAAUCCUUGGUGCUGGAGCUGUUGCUUGCUAUGCCAUUGGCAAUAAGAAUCGAAAGUUUUCUUUUCCAACAUGUACAUACCAGUGCCUGAAAGAACCUGGAGCUAUCCAACAGCUGCAGAAAUGCUUACGUCAAGAACCAUGGAAUCAUAAUUUUCGGUACUUGCUUAUACUCAAUUUUAUACAAAAGGCGCGUGAAGAAAGAUUUCCUCAUAAUCUCUGUGUUGUACUCAAGCGGCUAAUAUCUGUAGCUCUUUCCAGUGAUUUGUACACAAAGACAGACAUGUCUUAUCAAAAAUUCCAACUUUUACUUUGUGCUUCUGAGAUCAGCUUGCAGAGUGAGGAUAACAUUGGCUGCAUCAACCAUGCCAAAAAUGCUUCUACACUUUUGCUUCCUGAUGAUUAUCUCUUCUUUUCGCACUUACAAUUGUGCCGUGCCUAUGCUGCAGAAAGUGAUAGUUUAAAUCUUCAGAAAGAGUAUAUAAGAUGCUUGGAGCUCAAGACAGAUUAUCAUAUUGGUUGGAUAUGUCUUAAAUUUAUAGAAUUACGAUAUAAUGUGCAAAAUGAUACUAACAUCUUAGAAUUGAGCUUCAAAGAAUCCUCAAAAGAGAGGAAUUAUUCAUGGAAUAUGGGGAUGGCUGUGUUUAAUCUGGUGUGGGGUCUGAUCUCUCUACGGAACGAAGAUUUCCUUUCUGCAGAAGAGUUUCUUGCACAAGCUUGUUCUUUGGCUGGUGCUGAGAGCUGCCUCCUUUUAUGUCAUGGUGCCACCUGCAUGGAGCUUGCCAGGAAGUUGUGUGAUUCAAAGUUCUUGUUGCUUGCUGUAAAGAGUCUCACUAAAGCACAAGAAACCUCUGUCAUUCCAUUACCUAUUGUCUCGGCAUUGCUGGCUCAGGCAGAGGGAAGCCUCAAUUCUAAAGAAAAGUGGGAGAAAAACAUCCGUCUUGAAUGGUUUUCUUGGCCACCAGAAAUGAGGCCUGCAGAACUCUUCUUUCAAAUGCAUUUGCUUGCAAGACAAUCGAAAUCGGUCUCCAUCUCUUCAUCCAAUGUGGAGUUGUGUCAGAGUCCACAGAGAUGGAUUCUUCGGGCAAUCCAUACAAACCCUUCUUGUACCAGAUAUUGGAAGGUUUUGGGAAGGUUUGACUUGAUUCAGAGAAGUUAGGGUAUAACGUACUUCAGCAUCAUGCUCUAAUUCAAAAUCUCGUACUUGAUCGACUCAUUUUGGCAUGCAAUUGCACUGGAGGGGGUCGUUACUCUAAUUGUCUGUAGAUUAAUUAUGUCAUUAUGCUGUUCGCAAAUGGUUGUGAAUUAUGUAAUAGUAUUUUUUUACCAUAGCAGGCAACAAUACCUGUGCCGAAUGUAAUUGUCUAACCAGUUGCAUGCAACUGAAUCGUGUAUUUGGAAGGACGGACAUGAAUUUGAAGUACAAUAAUCUCAUUUAACAUUUUUGUGCA